Messenger RNA from Cynocephalus volans (Philippine flying lemur), 1395 nucleotides. It is a transcript of the gene GABRG1, whose product is annotated as gamma-aminobutyric acid type A receptor subunit gamma1. Lineage: Eukaryota; Metazoa; Chordata; Mammalia; Dermoptera; Cynocephalidae. Gene Ontology annotation, biological process: chloride transmembrane transport; gamma-aminobutyric acid signaling pathway; nervous system process. The transcript is spliced from 9 exons. The record is from RefSeq and is a predicted model, not a curated record. Gene Ontology annotation, cellular component: plasma membrane; neuron projection; dendrite membrane. Gene Ontology annotation, molecular function: benzodiazepine receptor activity; inhibitory extracellular ligand-gated monoatomic ion channel activity; GABA-A receptor activity. Bases 1 to 1395 code for a protein of 464 amino acids.
AUGGGUUCUUGGAAAGCUUUUCACUUCUCCCCUUUUCUUCUGUGGAGUCAGAGUAGAGGGGUGAGGUUGAUGUUCUUGUUACUGACCCUGCAUUUGGGAAACUGUAUUGAUAAAGCAGAUGAUGAAGAUGAUGAGGAUUUAACGGUGAACAAAACUUGGGUCUUGGCACCAAAAAUUCAUGAAGGAGAUAUCACACAAAUUCUCAACUCAUUGCUUCAAGGUUAUGACAAUAAACUUCGUCCAGAUAUUGGAGUGAGGCCUACGGUAAUUGAAACUGAUGUUUAUGUAAAUAGCAUUGGACCAGUUGAUCCCAUAAAUAUGGAAUAUACAAUAGAUAUAAUUUUUGCCCAAACCUGGUUUGACAGUCGUUUAAAAUUUAACAGUACCAUGAAAGUGCUUAUGCUUAACAGUAAUAUGGUUGGAAAAAUUUGGAUUCCUGACACUUUCUUCAGAAACUCAAGAAAAUCUGAUGCUCACUGGAUAACAACUCCUAAUCGUCUACUUCGAAUUUGGAAUGAUGGACGAGUUCUAUAUACUCUAAGAUUGACAAUUAAUGCAGAAUGUUACCUUCAGCUUCAUAACUUUCCUAUGGAUGAACAUUCCUGUCCACUGGAAUUUUCAAGCUAUGGAUACCCUAAAAAUGAAAUUGAAUAUAAGUGGAAAAAGCCCUCUGUAGAAGUGGCUGAUCCUAAAUACUGGAGAUUAUAUCAGUUUGCAUUUGUAGGGUUAAGGAACUCAACUGAAAUCUCUCACACAAUCUCUGGGGAUUAUAUUAUCAUGACAAUUUUUUUUGACCUGAGCAGACGAAUGGGAUAUUUCACUAUUCAGACCUACAUCCCAUGCAUUCUGACAGUUGUUCUUUCUUGGGUGUCUUUUUGGAUCAAUAAAGAUGCAGUCCCUGCAAGAACAUCACUGGGUAUCACUACAGUUCUGACUAUGACAACUCUGAGUACAAUUGCCAGAAAGUCUUUACCUAAGGUCUCUUAUGUGACUGCAAUGGAUCUCUUUGUUUCUGUUUGUUUCAUUUUUGUUUUUGCAGCCUUGAUGGAAUAUGGAACCUUGCAUUAUUUUACCAGCAACAAAAAAGGAAAACCUACUAUGGAAAGAAAGCUAAAAAACAAAUCCUCGAUGUCUCCUGGUUUUCAUCCUGGAUCUACUCUGAUUCCGAUGAAUAGCAUUUCUGUGCUGCAAGAAGAAGAUUAUGGGUAUCAGUGUUUGGAGGGCAAGGAUUGUGCCAGCUUCUUCUGCUGCUUUGAAGACUGCAGAACAGGGUCUUGGAGGGAAGGAAGGAUACACAUACGCAUUGCCAAAAUUGACUCCUAUUCACGAAUAUUUUUCCCAACAGCUUUUGCCCUGUUCAAUCUGGUUUAUUGGGUUGGCUAUCUUUACUUAUAA